AUGUCGUUGUCCAAGUACUUCACCAAGCCAACCGGCUCCCGGAGCGGUUCCCCGAGGGACUUCCCGCAGUUUCCAAGGCUCGCCCAAGAGAUGCAAGGUGCGACAUGGGAGUUUGCAAUCCAGGCCUCGCUAUCACUGCAAAGAAUACAUUUCGACGAACCUCCUUUAGAAGACUACAAGCGCUCUCGAGUGCCGAUAAUAGGCGCCGGAGUGUCACUGCCAGCAGUCGGCCGUGCCUGCCACAGAGCGAGGCAGCUGGCGCUCGAGAAAUACAUCUUCCUCAUCGUAUGUCCCAGGAUCGAUCCGAAAAUCAUACAUCAACCCCUGUGCCGCGAGACGUGCCAGUCUAUUCGCCAAGUUGCCAUUUCCACCAAGGGCGGCGCGAUGCUGCCGAUACUGCAAGACGCCGCCCUGUUCCCGCAGCUCCGCAGAGUCCUCCUCAUCACCGAGACCCACCGCGUAGACUACAGACAGCUUCUACCGCUGUGGCGUAUCUUGCCAUCGACGCGGGUCCCAACCCUGUUUCAUCUGCAGGAGUUCCGCGUUUCUGCCUCCUUUUCGAGACUGCCGAUCGAGCCCAUUGACUUUUCGAUGCCCCGCGCAAAGAAGUUCCCAGGCAAAUGCGGCCCCGACGAGGUCGGGCCCCGGGCCGUUAACCUGAUGCGGCACGAAUGGACUGCCAGGCUCUCGACCCCGCCCCCGACUCCGUCCCGAGCUGGGCUGAUCAUACCCGAGCCCGAGCUCUCACAGCAGCGUGCCGUUCCCGAGUUCACUCCAUGUGUGGCGAUCCUGCCUUUGGUCCCCAAGGUCCAGUACGCGCGGAUUUUCCUAAUUCUCCUGAUCAUGACUGUGGUGCUUACAAGCCCCUUUAUACAAUUCUGGUUGUUAACGGUAAACUGGGAUGUCAGAACCAAGGUCCAUUCACUUGUCAUGACGCAGAUGAUUUCUAGCCUCAUCUUGUGUCUGCUUGUGUUUGUACUUAUAGAAAUCUAG
Anthostomella pinea is the source of this 993-nucleotide messenger RNA. The record is from the annotation of a GenBank genome assembly. NCBI's taxonomy places the organism in Eukaryota, Fungi, Ascomycota, Sordariomycetes, Xylariales, Xylariaceae.